AUGCUCCCCAACUCCACCGUGCCUCUGUCCGUAGACUUCGCCACCGCGGGAGACUUCUUCAUCUUCACCUUCCACAUAGUCUUCGCCACGUGCGCGGUGCUUGUGGCCGGCUCCGUGGUCGUGGGCAUCUCGUGCACCCGCUCCCUCCGCGCACAGAACCGCUUCGUCUUUAUGCUCAACACCAGCAUCAGCGACACUCUCACGGGCUUCUCCGUCUACUACCUGGGCCUGUUUGACGUCCAGGAGGGCUACCCGUCGCGUAAUGGCACGUACUACAUCCUGCCAUCCUUCCUGGGCGUCAAUGUGCUUACGUUUCUCUUCGCGCAAUUCGAUCGGUACUUCGCCGUGUGCCAUCCCUUCUUCUACAACCGCUACGUGUCGCGCAACGUGGUCAUAAGCAUCUGCGUCUUCUGCUGGGUCUACACGUACACGAUUCUCACGGUGCAGAACAUGGUGCCUAUCUCCAAAGCGGCGCAAAUCAACGCGUUCGGGGUCAUGACGCUGCAGAUUAUUGUCCUGGUGAAAGUGAUCAUGACGGUAAAACUCUACGUCAUUGCGCGCAGCCACUUGGUCAGAGAGGUGGCGAGCACCGAGAGAGACAAGCGGGAGUCUUUACGCAUCAUCGUCUUUGUGGUGAUCUGCUUUCUCGCGCUGUGGUGCCCGUCCUUCGUCAAUAUCAUCGUGAGGCAGUUGACGCGCCAGGGUCUGAGGUUCAGGAACGAGGCCACCAACGCGUUCGCGAUCCUGGCCCGGCUGAACGCACUGGUCACUCCCGCGGUGUACAUCUGGGGCAGUCCGGCUCUGCGUGGGUCUGUCUGGCGCAUAGUGUGGAGCAGGGUCUGUCCUUGUCACAGGAAAAGGGUCGGGCUCAAGCUGGAAGAAGCAAUCUAA
Knipowitschia caucasica is the source of this 891-nucleotide messenger RNA. NCBI's taxonomy places the organism in Eukaryota, Metazoa, Chordata, Actinopteri, Gobiiformes, Gobiidae. The record is from the annotation of a GenBank genome assembly.